GAUUCUAACCGCACCAAGAGGAGAGAAGAGGUCGUGAUGGCGACGCCGGAGCCGGAAGUGCAGCCUCCGGCCGCAGUCCCUGAUUUGGAGUGGUAUGAGAAGGCGGAAGAAACUCACGCCCCCCAGAUAGAACUACAUGAGACUACCUCUGUCCAGGAGCCUCCCAAACCUUCGGAGUCCUUUUGCCCAAGAGACUGCAUGGUGCCAGUGGUUUUUCCCGGGCCUGUGAGCCAGGAAGGCUGCUGUCGGUUUACUUGUGAACUUCUAAAGCAUAUCAUGUACCAACGUCAGCAACUGCCUCUGCCCUAUGAACAGCUUAGGCACUUCUACCGAAAACCUUCUCCCCAGGCAGAGGACAUGGUGAGGAAGAAACCUCGGGCCACCGCUGAGGUGAGCAGCAAGAAAUGCCAACAAGCCCUGGCAGAACUGGAUAGUGUCCUCAGCCAUCUGGAGGGCCUCUUUGCCCGGACACUAGUACCACGAGUGCUGAUCCUCCUUGGGGGCAAUGCCCUAAGCCCCAAGGAAUUCUAUGAACUCGACUUGUCACGGCUGGCGCCCGACAGUGUGGACCAGAGCCUGAGCACAGCAGCUUGUUUACGCCGUCUCUUCCGAGCCAUUUUCAUGGCUGACGCCUUUAGCGAGCUGCAGGUUCCUCCACUCAUGGGCACUAUCGUCAUGGCACAGGGGCAUCGUGACUGUGGAGAAGAUUGGUUUCGACCCAAGCUCAACUACCGCGUGCCCAACCGAGGCCAUAAACUGACUGUGACCCUGUCCUGUGGCAGACAUUCCAUCCAAACCACGGCUUGGGAGGAUUACAUUUGGUUCCAGGCACCGGUGACACUUAAAGGCUUCCAUGAAUGAAUGAGGGUACUUCUAAUCGUAAAAAAAAUGGCUGAAUUUUCUCUCUCCUAUGGCACUGAGUCACCUAUCUCUUGCUUGAAGUUGCUUCCUGGUGAGAGAGGAAGGUUCUGUCCUUCUGAUUGUUUGACUCCCCUGCUCAGACUUGCUGGCAGGCUGAUGGUAUGUUGCUGUGACUGUAAUAAUCAUCACUGAACAACAUCUCUUCUAAUCAAGGGUUGAUUUUCCCAGAGGGUGCUGGGUCAGGCAUUUCUGUUUGGCAUUGGAAAGCAAAGAUGGGUCCACAGACAGAUACUGCUAUGGAGGUAGCCCUUUUCUGCUGUUUGCUCUGUGCAUUCAGAGUUUUUACCAGGGUUAUAAU
Molecule: messenger RNA, 1219 nt
Organism: Cynocephalus volans (Philippine flying lemur)
Lineage: Eukaryota; Metazoa; Chordata; Mammalia; Dermoptera; Cynocephalidae
Gene: MAD2L1BP
Product: MAD2L1 binding protein
Exons: 3
Coding region: 37-861 (274 amino acids)
Biological process (GO): regulation of exit from mitosis
Cellular component (GO): nucleus
Source: RefSeq, a predicted model, not a curated record